Molecule: messenger RNA, 1400 nt
Organism: Phyllopteryx taeniolatus (common seadragon)
Lineage: Eukaryota; Metazoa; Chordata; Actinopteri; Syngnathiformes; Syngnathidae
Gene: pttg1ipa
Product: PTTG1 interacting protein a
Exons: 7
Coding region: 141-644 (167 amino acids)
Biological process (GO): protein import into nucleus
Cellular component (GO): nucleus; cytoplasm
Source: RefSeq, a predicted model, not a curated record
UAAUGGCACACGCCUCCUCUGUGUGUGUGUGUCAACAUUUUGCAUUCGGACUUUUUCCUCUCGGUCCUUCUUCCCCUCUGGAACUUUUCACGUCAGUUCAGUAACGAAGGACUAUAUCGGAAUUAGUUCAUCGAACCGAGAUGGUUUUAAGCACUUUGGUGCCAAUUGUGCUCCUUCUUUCGUUGUCUUCGACGACAGUUUUGGCCCAAACUGCCGCACCUGGCGUAGUUUGCGAGUCCAAGAACGGCACCAGCUGCGAGGAAUGUCUGAACAACGUGACGUGUUUGUGGUGUAUCAAAACCAAGUCGUGUGUGACGUAUCCAGUGAGGACCAUCCUGCCACCGCAUUCACUUUGUCCGCUCUACGACGCACGCUGGGGCCUGUGUUGGAUAAACUUCCAGAACUUGAUCAUCACUCUUGCGGUGCUGGGUGGCAUUAUCAUCAUAGCCCUGCUGGUCUGUCUGUUCUGCUGCUGCAAGUGUGAAAACAUUGGAUCGUCACGGUUCGUGGCCAAGAUGGAGAGGCAGGCAAACAAGUCGAGAACAAAACAGGAGGAAAGGCGGGCUGAGAUGAAACAGAGACAUGACGAUAUCAGGAGGAAAUAUGGCCUAAGCGGACCAAAUCCUUACUCCCGAUUUGGAUGAGAGGAUUCAUUACACCGGGACUUUAUUUAACGAAACGGCUGUUAAUUUAUGAAGCAAUGAAUUCAUGUAAACUUUCAUUUAAUGAUUAUACAUUAGAUGCCUCUGUUAUCAUUCAGCCAAUGAUGAGCAAUUUUGUGUAAUGAGCCCAGAGGCUGUAAACAAACGCUAAUACCCCUUUUUCCACUGCACGGUACCUAAUCAGUGCAUUGUCGUCGUCAAAAGCAGGUACUACGAGGUACCAUUUCUAGAGCUUGACGUAAACCACUGCUGGUACAGAUUUCAACAUUGAAACAUUAGCGAAUACAUGCUAGAAAUGACCACAAAAUGAACGCAUACAAACUUUAUCUCACCCUGUUGUUGCAGUAUUACACUCCACAGUCUCCACUCGGCUGCAGCGGCCCGUUUUCGUGCUGCCCUCAGUCUUAAAUGAUCAAAUUUGUCUCCAGUAGUCCGUUGUUCGGACUAUGGUUUGUUAGAGCGCCGAGCGACGCGUUCAAUGCAGGGUGGUAUUCGCAGUUCCCCCGUGGUACUACUUUCACGAGGAAACUGAGCUGAGAGGGUAUGUGCAGUGGAAAAAAAUCAUCUGUAUAGCAGCAGUGAUUUCCUAGAACUCAAUUUGCUUUUGUAGUAAAACAAUGCCGGGAAAUGCUAGUUUCACAGCUGAUUUUAAAAAUGUUUCUUAAUUUAAGGUGAAUGUGUGCCUUUCAGUCACCGAUGCAUUAUUAGACACUGUUGGUAUUAAAAGACUAAAACUGA